AUGGUUCCCGAAACUCAACCAACACCACCACCACAAAGUCGUAAAGGGAAAAAACAAGUGCGCGAGGGUGUCGCACAACCGGGAAGACAAAAGCCGACACUAUGGGUUCCACACGAAGAGUUAGUUUUGAUCAAAGCUUGGGUUGAUAUUUCUGGAGAUUCGAUUCAGGGAAACGCACAACCGGGAGAACAUUUUUGCAAGGGGGUUUCAAAAAUUAACGGGUUGUACAACAACCUAAAAACCCAACGAAAAAGCGGCCAAGGCGACGAAGAAAUACUUCAAGAAGCGUUGCAGUUUUACAUUGAGGAAGUCGGAAAACCAUUCAAGUGGCACGAUUGUUGGAAAUUAUUGGUCCGAAGUCCUAGGUGGAUAACAUACGAGCGGGAUUUUAUUUUUGGAUUCCAACAAUCAAAGCGAACGAAAACGGGCUCUAGUGGUUACACAACCUCCUCCGAUGCUCGGGUCGGUCAAGAUUUAAAUCAGGACGACGAACUCGAGCUAGAAGAAAUUGAACGCCCAAUGGGUAGGGACAAAGCGAAGAGAAAGGGAAAAGGGACUUCUUCGAGUGCAUCUGAUUUCAGCGUGGACAUUGACGAAAUGCGGAAGAUAACAUCGUCGUUUGAUCGAUAUAAUUUAAAUUUCUCCGAACGUUUGGCUUUCGACAAAGAAAAAGAAGAAACAAGGAAAAAGGAGGGGGCGGAGAGACAAGAAAUGGAAGACAUGAAGUUUUUUGAUGAAAAACGUCGAUCAUCUCUCGGAACCGGCUCUCGAGCUCGUAAUGAAGAAGAGAGAAAAAAUUCUGAAAAAAUAUUUUCCGUAGGUCGUUGGUGGUUUGUUUGA
Lactuca sativa (garden lettuce) is the source of this 840-nucleotide messenger RNA. NCBI's taxonomy places the organism in Eukaryota, Viridiplantae, Streptophyta, Magnoliopsida, Asterales, Asteraceae. The record is from RefSeq and is a predicted model, not a curated record.